Messenger RNA from Anopheles cruzii, 849 nucleotides. RefSeq lists its product as uncharacterized. The transcript has 2 exons. Lineage: Eukaryota; Metazoa; Arthropoda; Insecta; Diptera; Culicidae. Bases 1 to 849 code for a protein of 282 amino acids. The record is from RefSeq and is a predicted model, not a curated record.
AUGUGCCGAAACGGCCGGUGCGUGGUGUGGUUCGUGCUGGCGGUGGCCCUGGCCCUGCUACGGACCCGGUGCAACGCCCUGGAACAGGCGAGGGCGAGCGGACGAAAGCUACAGGGCGGUGUCACGGCCAUGGACUACAACCAUCUGUUCGGCCGGGGUUCCGGGACCGUCGCCGAUGACCUGGCCGGAGCUGGGGAAAGCGUAAAAUUCAGUGCCAGCAAACAGCACGUGCUCGAUCUGCAUCACUCGUUGCGGAAGGUUGUCGACGCUACCAGCUACUCCGGUAAUUGGCGGCCCCGGAAACCGCUGCCCAAGCCGCUGUCGGCCAGCAGCCGGAGCCGCAUCAACAAUCGGUCAAUGACUCGGUUCUCGGAGGUCGAGAUUCCAGCCGGAAUGCAGCAGAUCGACGCUCCGCCACCGCCGCCGCUGCCGCCCCAGCCUCAGAAGCGGAUGACCAACGUUACGGGGCUGGCGGAGCUUUUCCGGAGUGCCGAAAAAUCUCGUGGUAUCGAGAACUUUUUCUGGAAGUACUUCGUCGACAGCGACGUCUCCGCCUCCAUCGACGACGACGACGAAGACGACGGCACGACGGAUGUGUUGGAUUCGGAAGGCAACAUGCUGUACGAGGACGGAGGGCUGGACCUUAGCGCCGAGGCGCGGAAAAAGAAGUUUAAGAUCAAGAAGAAGUACAAAAAGUUUCUGAUCCCAUUGUUGCUGGCGUACAAAAUAAAGUUCCUAGCGCUGGUGCCGGCGAUCAUCGGCGGUCUGAUACUGCUGGUGAAGUCGGCUGGUCUGGCUGGCUUUUUCUUUGCGCUCUUCACCGCCGUCGUCAGCCUCAAGAAGUAUUAA